Pseudomassariella vexata is the source of this 819-nucleotide messenger RNA. RefSeq lists its product as uncharacterized. Bases 1 to 819 code for a protein of 272 amino acids. The record is from RefSeq and is a predicted model, not a curated record. Lineage: Eukaryota; Fungi; Ascomycota; Sordariomycetes; Amphisphaeriales; Pseudomassariaceae. Gene Ontology annotation, molecular function: metallopeptidase activity. The transcript has 3 exons.
AUGCAGUUCAAGUCUCUAUUACUGGGCGCCCUCGCGGCAACCUCUGCCCUGGCUUACCGAGCUUGCGGUGCUCCUGAUCCCACUGAGGAUCAAAUGGAGGUGGCGCACAGCUUCUCCAUCCAGGAGGAGGCCGCUCGUAUUGCCGGCAACGUGACCAAGCGUGCCGACAUCAACGUCAAGGUCUACUUCCACGUUCUGGCCUCAUCCACUUCUGUCAGCGGCGGCUACAUCAGCGCCGCCACCCUGACCCGACAGCUCGCUGCCAUGAACAAGGCCUACGCCCCUUACGGCAUCGCCUUCACCCAAGCUGGCGCGGACUGGACCGUGAACUCGGCCUGGGCCGCCGACGGCUCGGAGCUGGCCAUGAAGAAGGCACUCCGCAAGGGCACUUACGCCGACCUGAACAUGUACUUUGUCAAUUCGAUGGACUACCUGGGAUACUGCUACUUCCCCACCUCGGUCACUACUGGCUCUAACAACUUCUAUUACGACGGCUGCACCAUUCUCGCCUCCACUGUCCCCGGAGGCAGCGAGGCCAACUACAACCUGGGCUACACUGCUGUCCACGAGGCGGGCCACUGGUUCGGUCUCUACCACACUUUCCAAGGCGGCUGCACCGGUAGUGGCGACUUCGUUUCCGACACUCCCGCCGAGGCCACCUCCGCUACGGGUUGCCCGACUGGACGCGAUUCUUGCACGUCAGCUGGUGUGGACCCAAUUCACAACUACAUGGACUACACUUACGACACUUGCUACACCGAGUUCACUCCUGGGCAGAAGACCCGCAUAUACUCCUACUGGGACGCUUACCGUGCUUAA